This is a messenger RNA of Myotis davidii, 8309 nucleotides long. It is a transcript of the gene SETD2, whose product is annotated as SET domain containing 2. Gene Ontology annotation, molecular function: protein binding; histone H3K36 methyltransferase activity. The record is from RefSeq and is a predicted model, not a curated record. Gene Ontology annotation, biological process: regulation of DNA-templated transcription. The transcript has 22 exons. Lineage: Eukaryota; Metazoa; Chordata; Mammalia; Chiroptera; Vespertilionidae. Gene Ontology annotation, cellular component: nucleus; chromosome. The coding region runs from base 28 to 7656 and encodes 2542 amino acids.
UUUAUUUUCUUAAGGUGUCUGGUUAUCAUGUUAAGCAGUUUAAAAGGGCCUUAUGACAUGUUGUGCUAUGUGGAAGGUGUCUCCUUUCAAAUCUGUUUCCCCCUGGGGGAAGAAGAAAAUGAGGCGAAGAUUGAAAAUGUGCAGAAAACAGGUUUCAUCAAAGGACCGGUGUUCAAAGGUGUUGCUUCCAGUCGGUUUUUGCCCAAAGGCACCAAGACGAAAGUCAAUUUGGAGGAACAGGGGCGACAGAAGGUGUCAUUCAGCUUCAGCCUCACAAAGAAAACUUUGCCGAACAGGUUUCUGACUGCACUUGGCAGUGACAAGCAAAGUGAUGCUCCAGCCUCCCCAGCUGUACCUCUUCAAGUAGACUUGACCCCUAAAACUAAAGUGGACGUUGGCGAGACCUUAUCUACUGCAGAAGACUCUUCCCCACCAAAAUCAAGGGUAGAAUUGGGAAAAAUUCAUUUUAAGAAACAUCUGCUUCAUGUAACAUCCAGGCCACUGCUAGCUACGACCACACCAGUGACAUCACCUCCGCCCACAGAACCGUUACCAGCAGUCAUAGCAGAAUCAACAACUGUAGACUCACCACCUUCAUCUCCACCUCCUCCACCUCCUCCACCCCCCCAAGCCACAAUACCCUCACCACUAGCACCAGUAACAGAGCCGGUGGCCUUGCCACAUGCACCAAUAAUGGUUCUGAUGACAGCACCGGCAGAUACAGCAGUUAGAGCCUUGAAGGAACCACCGGUUACAAUUGAACCGGAAUCCUCGGAAGCGGACACUAAGCAGGACACUGUAUCUAACAGUUCAGAAGAACACAUGGCUCCGACUUUGAGUGAGCAAGCACAUCUUCCCUCACAGAAAGAAGACUCCCAUAUUGGGAAGGGGGAGGAGAGUCCAGAUAGUUCUAAGAGGAGUCUGAGCUUGAGAAAGACAGGUUCUAAGAAGAAACCCUCACAAUCUGAAGGCACCUUUCUUGGUUCAGAAUCUGAUGAAGAUUCUGUUCGGACUUCCUCAAGUCAGAGAUCACAUGAUUUAAAAUUUCCAGCAAGCAUUGAAAAGGAAAGAGAUUCAAAAAAGAGCUUAGCACCUUUAAAAAGUGAAGAUUUAGGGAAAUCUUCCCGAUCUAAAACAGAAAGAGAUGACAAAUAUUUUAGUUACUCAAAACUUGAAAGAGAUACUCGGUAUAUGUCCUCUCGAUGUAGAUCAGAGAGAGAGCGAAGGCGAAGCAGAUCUCGUUCUAGAUCUGACAGAGGCUCUAGAACUAGCUUAUCUUAUUCCCGGUCGGAACGAUCCCAUUAUUAUGACUCUGAUCGUCGCUACCGUUCCCCUUAUCGAGAGAGGGCACGUUAUUCUCGGCCGCAUACAGAUAACAGGGCACGAGAGAGUUCUGAUUCCGAAGAUGAGCAUAAAAAGACAUACUCAAGGCGCACCUCAUCUCAUUCCUCUUACAGAGACCUAAGGACAUCAUCAUCCUAUUCUAAAUCCGAUCGGGACUGCAAAACUGAAUCUCACUCAGAGAUGGAGAAAAGAGGGAAGUAUUCUUCAAAACCAGAAAGAGAAUCCAGAAGGACUUCAGAAAAUGAAGCAAUGAAAAGGUGUUGUUCUCCCCUUAAUGAACUGGGAUUCCGACGGGGGUCAUCAUAUUCCAAGCACGAAAACAGUGCUUCCCGUUAUAAAUCUGCUCCUUCAAAAUCUAUAUCCAAAUCUGAUAAAUCAAAAAAUUCUUUCUGUUGUGCAGAAUUAACUGAGGAAAUCAAACACACUCAUUCUUUUAGUUUACAGACUCAUUGUUCAAAGGGUAGUGAAGUCAGGGUGAUUAGUAAACUUCCUGAAAGAGAAAAGACGGGAUCUCCUCUAUCAAAUCGAUUAAAUGAUUCACCAGCUUUUAAAAAGCUGGAAGAACCGCCUAUUUUUAAAUCUGAAUUUAUAGGACAUGAUAGCCAUGAUAGUAUUAAGGAAUUAGAUUCUUUAUCUAAAAUGAAGAAUGAUCAGUUAAGAAGUUACUGUCCCAUGGAAUUAAAUAUAAAUGGAUCUCCUGAUGCAGAAUCUGAUUUGGUAACAUUUUGCACUUCUAAAACUGACACUGUCUUGAUGUCUUCUGAUGACAGUGUGACUGGAUCGGAGGCAUCCUCUUUGGUCAAAGCAUGUGUGCUUUCAUCAAAUGGAUUUCAGAACAUUGACAGUUGUAAAGAAAAAGACUUGGACGAUACUUGCAUGCAGUGUAGUAAGGCAGAAAGCCCGUUUAGAGAAACAGAGCCUCCGGUGUCACCACACCAAGAUAAACUCAUGUCUUUACCUGUUAUGACUGUAGAUUACUGCAAAACUAUAGGUGAAGAACCAGUUGAUAUGAGAGUUUCUAGCUGUAAAGCCAAAGAUUCAGACGUGUAUUGUGCUUCAAAUGACAACAACCCUUCUUUGUGUCAUUCUGCAGCUGAAGAUACUGAGCCUCCAGUUAGGAAGAUUUCUUCAAAUAGCUUUAUGAAUGUGCAUUUGAAAUCAAAAACAGUUAUAUGUGAUCAUCGAAGUCUGACAGAUCAGCACUCAAAAUUUGCAUGUAAGGAAUAUAAGAGUGUUGGUAGCACUAGUUCGGCUUCUGUUAAUCAUUUUGAUGGUUUAUAUCAACCUAUAGAGAGUUCAGGCAUUGCUUCAUCUCUUCAGAGUCUUCCACCAGGAAUAACAGUGGACAGUUUAGCUCUCUUGCAAUGUGGAGAGAACACAUCUCCAGUUUUGGGUGCUGUUCUGAAGAGUAAAAGCACAGAGUUUGCAAAGCAUGGAGAAAAAGAAAUGCUAGAAGUAGGCAGUGGCCUUCCUGCUUUAGGUAGGGGGGUUGCUUCCUGGGAAAACAGGCAUAAUAAUGGGCUCUCUGGGAAAUGUCUGCAUGAGGCUCAAGAAGAAGGGGAUAGCAUGUUGCCUGAUAAAAGAGGAAGACCAGAAAUCUCUCUAGAAGAAGAGGGAGGUAGAGGACAUGAACACACUUCUGAUGAUUCAGAAGUUGUAUUUUCUUCUUGUGAGUUGAAUUUAACCACGGAAGACAGCGAGUAUAUGACAUACACCUUAAAGUGUGACAGUAGUGGUCAUGCCUCAGAGAUCGUGUCUACUGUUCACGAAGAGUAUUCUGGUUCCUCUGAAAGUUCAAGUGAUGAAAGCGAUUCGGAAGAGACAGAUUCUGACGACAGCAGUAUUCCCAGGAACCGUCUUCAGUCGGUGGUGGUUGUGCCAAAGAAUUCGACUUUGCCCAUGGAAGAAACAAGUCCGUGUUCUUCUCGGAGCAGUCACAGUUACAGACACUCUUCUGACCACUGGGAAGAUGAGAGAUUGGAGCCCAGGAGGCAUUCAUAUGAGGAAAAGUUUGAGAGCAUAGCAAGUAAAGCCUGUCCUCAGACGGAGAAGUUCUUCCUUCAUAAAGGAACAGAGAAGAGUCCAGAAAUGUGUUUCACACAGAUGAGCAGAAAGCAGAUAGACAACCACCUGACUGAAGUUGCUCACCCUCAGAGUGACGGAGUCGAUAGUACAAGUCAUUCUGAUGUAAAGUCGGACCCUGGAGGUCAUCCAGGUUUUGAAGAAACACUGAGAGCCAAAAUAGCUUCCAGGCAAGAGGAGUUGCCACUUUAUUCUUCUGAUGGUUUUGAAGAUGUUCAAAAUAAGUGUUGGCAACAGACCCCUUUCCCUGAUAGGCCAGAUAGUAGACUGGGAAGAACAGAAUUGAAUUUCUCUUCCUCUUACGAGAUCUCCCGAGUGGAUGGCUUCCAUUCAUCGGGUCUUUACAAAGUGCUAGAGCUCAGAAACAUGGGCUGGGACUUCUCUCCACAAGAAAAGCCAACGACCACGUACCAGCAGCCUGACAGCAGCUAUGGAGGCCGUGCUGGGCACAAGUAUCAGCAGGGCACAGAGCCGUACGCUGGGACACGGAGUUCCUGGCAAGGCAAUGGCUACUGGGAUCCCAGGUCAGCAGGUAGACCUCCUGGAACUGGGGUUGUGUAUGAUCGAGUUCAAGGUCAGGUACCAGACUCCUUAACAGAUGAUCGUGAAGAGGAAGAGAAUUGGGUCGACAAGGGGUCAGUGCAAGCACCUGAAAUAAGCAGCAAUUCCAUUAAGGACUUAUUAGUCAUAAAUGACAAGAAAGCUCUUUCAAAAAACUUAGAAAAAAAUGAUAUGAAAGAUAGAGGGCCUCCUAAAAAAAGGAGGCAGGAAUUGGAGAGUGAUUCUGAAAGUGAGGGUGAGCUUCAGGACAGAAAGAAGGUGCGAGUGGAGGCACAGCCGUGCGAGAUGGCAGCGCCCCCAGGCUCGGCGCUGGCCGGGCCUUCCUGUGUCAUGGAGGACUUCAGAGACCCCCAGCGAUGGAAGGAAUGCGCCAAGCAGGGGAAGAUGCCUUGUUACUUUGAUCUGAUUGAAGAAAAUGUUUAUUUAACAGAAAGAAAGAAGAAUAAGUCCCAUCGGGACAUUAAGCGGAUGCAGUGCGAGUGCGCGCCUCUUUCUAAAGAGGAGAGAGCUCAGGGUGAAAUAGCCUGUGGGGAAGACUGCCUCAACCGCCUCCUCAUGAUCGAAUGUUCUUCUCGGUGUCCAAACGGGGAUUACUGUUCCAAUAGACGAUUCCAGAGGAAACAGCAUGCGGAUGUGGAAGUCAUACUCACAGAGAAGAAAGGCUGGGGCUUGAGAGCUGCCAAAGACCUUCCUUCGAACACCUUUGUCCUGGAGUACUGUGGAGAGGUCCUUGAUCAUAAAGAGUUUAAAGCCCGGGUGAAGGAGUACGCGCGGAACAAGAACAUCCACUACUACUUCAUGGCCCUGAAGAACGAUGAGAUAAUAGAUGCCACUCAGAAAGGAAAUUGCUCUCGUUUUAUGAAUCAUAGCUGUGAGCCAAACUGUGAGACUCAAAAAUGGACUGUGAACGGACAGCUGAGGGUUGGGUUUUUUACCACCAAACUGGUUCCUUCAGGCUCCGAGUUGACAUUUGACUACCAGUUCCAGAGAUACGGAAAAGAAGCGCAGAAAUGUUUCUGUGGGUCAGCUAAUUGCCGGGGUUACCUGGGAGGAGAGAACAGAGUCAGCAUUCGAGCAGCAGGAGGGAAAAUGAAGAAGGAACGAUCCCGUAAGAAAGAUUCAGUGGAUGGAGAGCUAGAAGCGCUGAUGGAGAACGGGGAGGGUCUCUCUGAUAAAAACCAGGUGCUCAGCUUAUCCCGGCUAAUGGUUAGAAUUGAAACUUUGGAACAGAAACUUACCUGUCUCAAGCUCAUCCAGAACACUCACUCCCAGUCUCGCCUGAAGUCCUUUCUGGAGCGCCACGGGCUGUCUUUGCUGUGGAUCUGGAUGGCGGAGCUGGGGGACGGCCGGGAAAGCAACCGGAAGCUUCAGGAGGAGAUUAUAAAGACUUUGGAACACUUACCUAUUCCUACUAAAAAUAUGUUGGAAGAAAGCAAAGUACUUCCAAUUAUUCAGCGUUGGUCUCAGACCAAGACUGCUGUUCCUCAGUUGAGUGAAGGAGAUGGGUAUUCUAGUGAGAACACGUCACGGGCUCACACGCCGCUCAACACACCUGAUCCCGCCACCAAGCUGAGCACUGAAGCUGACACAGACACCCCCAAGAAGCUCAUGUUUCGCAGACUUAAAAUUAUAAGCGAGAACAGCAUGGACAGUGCCAUCUCUGAUGCCACUAGCGAGCUAGAAGGCAAAGAUGGCAAAGAGGACCUUGACCAGUUAGAAACCAUCCCUGUAGAAGAAGAGGAUGAGUUACAGUCACAGCAGCUGCUCACACAGCAGUUGCCAGAGUCUAAAGUUGAUAGUGAAAUUGCUGGGGAGGCCAGUAAGCUGCCCACCCCUGAACCGGAGGCUGACGUCGAAGUAGAGCCGAAAGAGAGCCACAGCGCGAAGCUAGAAGAGCAUGUUGCUGGGGAAACGCCGUCCCAGGACGAAGAGGAGGGCGUGUCUGACGUGGAGAGUGAGAGGAGCCAGGAGCCGCCAGACAAAACCGUGGACAUCAGCGAGUUGGCCACCAAGCUCCUGGAUAGUUGGAAAGACCUGAAGGAGGUCUAUCGAAUUCCAAAGAAAAGUCAGACGGAGAAGGAGAGCACAGUAACUGAGCGAGGAAGGGAUGCUGCUGUCUUCAGAGAUCAAACCACUGCCCCAAAGACUCCUAACCGGUCAAGAGAGAGAGACACAGACAAGCAAACUCAAAGUAAAGAGAAAAGGAAACGAAGGGGCUCUCUCUCACCGCCCUCCUCUGCCUAUGAGCGAGGGACAAAAAGGCCAGAUGACAGAUAUGAUACACCAACUUCUAAAAAGAAAGUACGAAAAGACCGCAAUAAACUUUCUACGGAGGAGCGUCGGAAGUUGUUUGAGCAAGAGGUGGCUCAGCGGGAGGCUCAGAAACAGCAGCAGCAGAUGCAGAACCUGGGAAUAGCAUCUCCACUGCCCUACGACUCUCUUGGCUACAGUGCCCCUCAUCACCCCUUUGCCGGCUACCCACCAGGGUACCCCAUGCAGGCCUAUGUGGACCCCAGCAACCCCAAUGCUGGGAAGGUGCUCCUCCCCACCCCCAGCCUGGACCCUGUGUGCUCUCCUGCUCCUUACGACCAUUCUCAGCCCUUGGUGGGACAUUCUACAGAGCCCCUGGCUGCCCCUCCACCUGUGCCAGUGGUGCCACAUGUGACAGCCCCUGUGGAAGUUUCCAGUUCACAGUAUGUGGCCCAAAGUGAAGGUGUGGUACACCAAGACUCCAGCGUCACCGUCUUGCCUGUGCCGGCCGCGGGCCCAGUCCAGGGACAGAACUACGGUGUUUGGGAUUCCAACCAACAGCCUGUCAGCGUGCAGCAGCCGUACUCGACGCCCACACAGUCGCAGCCAAGCAUCUAUUACCAAGGACAGACGUGUCCAACCGUCUAUGGUGUGACAUCACCCUAUUCACAGACAACGCCACCGAUUGUACAGAGUUAUGCCCAGCCGAGUCUGCAGUACCUCCAGGGGCAGCAGCUCUUCUCAGCUCCAGGAGUGGUGGUCCAGCCAGCCGCCGCCGUGACGACGGUCGUGGCGCCAGGGCAGCCUCCGCCCUUACAGCCACCUGAAAUGGUUGUGACAAAUAAUCUCCUGGACCUGCCGCCUCCCUCUCCUCCAAAACCAAAAACCAUCGUCUUGCCUCCCAACUGGAAGACGGCCCGCGACCCUGAGGGGAAGAUUUAUUACUACCACGUCAUCACCAGGCAGACUCAGUGGGACCCUCCCACGUGGGAGAGCCCAGGCGACGAGGCCAGCCUUGAGCAUGAAGCUGAGAUGGACCUGGGAACCCCGACAUACGAUGAAAACCCCAUGAAGGCCUCAAAAAAGCCCAAGACUGCGGAGGCAGACACCUCCAGCGAGCUGGCCAAGAAAAGCAAGGAAGUGUUCAGAAAAGAGAUGUCCCAGUUCAUCGUCCAGUGCCUGAACCCUUACCGGAAACCAGACUGCAAAGUGGGGAGAAUCACCACCACCGAAGACUUCAAGCACCUCGCCCGGAAGCUGACUCACGGCGUCAUGAACAAGGAGCUGAAGUACUGCAAGAACCCGGAGGACCUGGAGUGCAACGAGAACGUGAAGCACAAGACCAAGGAGUACAUCAAGAAGUACAUGCAGAAGUUCGGGGCUGUUUACAAACCCAAAGAGGACACGGAACUGGAGUGACAGGACCGGGCGGGCGGCGAGCAGGCUGGACAGACUCGGCGAGGAGCCUGCGGCCUCCUGCCCGCCUCCGCCACACCGUGCUACUGAUGCCCCCUCACUGGGACCCGCCUGCAGGCCCUGGGAGCCCAGCAACGAACUCAGUCUCCAGCAGGCGGUCCCUGGCCAUGAGCUGUUGGGGGAGGUUAGAGGCCAUCAGAGGCCCGGGCCCAGGGAGAUGCUUCCCUCGGACCCUGGCCAGGCCUGACCCCUCUCACACCUGGGUCUCCUCCUUGGCGGUGCUGUCAGCGCACGGACCAUGCGCAUCCCCACCCACCACCUCUACCCUGACGACCUGUAUUAUAUUUUAAUGUAUAUGUGAAUAUAUUGAAAAUAAUCUGUUUGUUUUUUCCUGGUUUUUGUUUGUUUUUUGUUUUGCUUUUAGCCUUUACAUGCUAGGAUCACAGGAAGACUUUGUAAGGACGGUUGAAGUUCUCCUGCAAGGUUUAAUUUGUUAUCAUGUAAAUAUUCCAGAGCAGGCUGCCUUGUGGUUUCGGCCAGCCUUGUGCUAUGUUGAUAAGAUUGAUUUACUGCUUAAAAUCACUUUACUUUAUCCAAUUUUUACUGAACUUUUUAUGUAAAAAAUAAAAUUAAUUAAAGAACUUGGUAUGUGUGUU